Messenger RNA from Fundulus heteroclitus (mummichog), 2564 nucleotides. It is a transcript of the gene rem2, whose product is annotated as RAS (RAD and GEM)-like GTP binding 2. The transcript is spliced from 5 exons. Gene Ontology annotation, molecular function: calcium channel regulator activity; GTPase activity; GTP binding. NCBI's taxonomy places the organism in Eukaryota, Metazoa, Chordata, Actinopteri, Cyprinodontiformes, Fundulidae. The record is from RefSeq and is a predicted model, not a curated record. Gene Ontology annotation, cellular component: plasma membrane. Bases 431 to 1354 code for a protein of 307 amino acids.
UCACGCACGGAGAGAGAGAGGGAGAGAGAGAGAGCGAGAGAAAGGGGGAGAGAGAAGGGGGGAGACAGAUGCAGGUAUUAGUAGGAGGUGGGGAGAGAAGCGUAGAGACGGCUGUCCAGUGGGAAAAAGGAGCACACUGGUGGAGAUGCGUUGCGGUCCCGGCUGCUUUCUCCCCCCCAGACAGCACAUUACAGGAGCUUCUUAAUAGCAACGUAGACGCAGGUGUAUCCUCCUCUUCCUCAGACUUACUACCACCUAUCCCAGUUUCCCACGCGCCGGAGCCGGGACGACAACAGUAAGGUAGAUGAAUGCGCGCGGUGCGUCUCUGUCACGGUGCGCCGCUGUGAAUGGUGACGCCGGGUCCACAGCCAGCACAGAUGACCUAAAGCACACCGCUCCGGCUGCAUAAACACAAGGCUCAUCGAUCACCAUGGCUGACCAGUACAGUAUGUUUCUCACUACGGCGGCACCCCUCCGGCGAGGGAGCACGCCCGUGCCUGUCAAGCACCAGCUGAGGCGAGAGGAGGCCGUAUCCGACGACUGCGAUUGGAUACCUGGCCUGGAGGAGCCUACCACGUUGCCUAUCAGUGACACAGCGGUGCCUCGAGAUGACUCCUUCAGCCAGUCGGCGGCAGGACAGCAGACGUACCAGAGCCACGGAGGGGCACUCAGGAUAGUGCUGCUGGGACAGAACGGCGUGGGCAAGUCGUCGCUUGCCUUAUCCCUGGCUGGACAGUCGGACAGAUCGCUCUCUAUAGACUCUGAGACACAAGCUUGUGGUGAGGGCUAUGAGUGCACGGUGACAGUGGACGACGAGGACAGCAAAGUCAUUAUUUUUGACAACUGGAAACAGGACCUGUCCACUCUGCAGUGUGACGUGUGUAUCUUGGUCUUCUCAGUGACUGACAGGCGAAGUUUCCACCGCACCGCCCAGCUCCGCCUCCUUCUCAGGGAGUCCCAGCCGACAACCCCCAUCAUCCUGGUGGGCAACAAGAGCGACCUCGUCCGGUCCCGUGAAAUCAGUUCAGAGGAGGCCCAAUCCAGCGCCAUGAUGUUCGACUGCGUCUACCUGGAGCUCUCCGCCUCUUUAGAACACGGCACGAACGAGCUGCUGGAGGCGGCGGUGCGGACUGCAAGGGGCGACUGCGUGGGCCCCGGGUGGACGGACGGGGACCCGGCGGCGGGGCGCCGAGAGAGCCUGACGAGCCGAGCCAAGCGUUUCCUGGCCGGGCUGGUGCCUCGCUCGUACGGCCGGGACCGGGACCGAGGCCGCUACAGGGAAAUGAGCCGCCACCGGGGAAGCAAAAUCCUACGGCAGAAGUCCCGGUCCUGCCAUGACCUCAGUGCACUGUGACACACGAAAUCACAUAGAAAUAAAACACACUCCACAUUAACACAAAAAAAGAAAAAAGUUGAACAAUUGUUGGGAGGGGGGCGGAAGUUGGAAGAAAGUGGUGAAUCAGUGAAGACGAAACCAGAUGAUGUGCAGGAGGUAUGAUUGGAGGGUAGAACGGGGGAUAAAAACAGGUGAAAAAGUCAUAGAAAAAGGUGACUGAUUACAACAGACAGCCUGGAUCGCGGUACAACCAUCAGUGAAAGGCAAUUUUUGGACAACGGAUACGGAGGCGGACUGCCUUUCGGCUCUGGCUUCGGGUGAAUCAGCCAGCGCUCAUUACCUGAAAGGAUUGGGACAAAGAAAAUCAGCGGUGGACUCCGGGUGCUGAUUUAAAGCCUAAUGAGGUUCGACGGACGGCAUAAUGGCAACAGAAAUAAACACACACCCAGGUAGCACGUACUAAUGUAGAGACUUAUAGCAUUUGAUUAUGUAUACCUGUUAUAAACCGUUUUAUAGCAUGCAGAUUAGCAGAGACUACCCUAUAGGUUUUACAGCGACCCAAUUCUUGACUUUACAGUACCUCAGUGGCCAAUAGCUAAUGCACAAUCCCAAUAGUGUUUCAAACAAUGCCAGCCCAAAGGCAAGACUAUUGUUAUGUGUUCACACUGCAUCCAGCAUUUCUGUCCGUACUGCUUUCAAGGAUUGUUCGUUACCAACCAUAACAGUGGCGGUCGGUGUGUUCAUCUCAGACUUUUAUACCAGGUUAAAACAUCAGCAGUCAUAUCAGCCAUAUUGUUGCUGAAUGUGCCGUGGGCAGUCAGCACAGCAAACCCUUUACUGGAGGACGCGAGGCGAACAGUUAAAGAAAAGGCAAUAGCAAAUACGGCAAGACUGUAGUCUUCGAAUGACGCCGAGUCACAGAGACCACAGGGAGGCUCUUGGAGUGCGCGAGGACAAACACAAAACACAAAUCUACCUGUGGCUGUUUGAUGUUCUCUCUCUCUAUUCCAUUGUAUUUUUUCACGUUGCCCUUUGGAACUUCUACAUGCAUUCAGACUGUUUUUUUUUUUUAAAGGGGGUUAGACACAGAGGAGGCUCUGGAAACGUCGUCAGGACAUCUCCUCAAGCGUGCCGGCGUCACCGACACAUUCUCGCUCGUUUGUCACUGUCCACUGAGCACUCUCAUCCUCUCCACUGGGAAUAAAUACAGUUUGGUUUGACAUCUUUA